This is a messenger RNA of Phyllotreta striolata, 630 nucleotides long. NCBI's taxonomy places the organism in Eukaryota, Metazoa, Arthropoda, Insecta, Coleoptera, Chrysomelidae. The record is from the annotation of a GenBank genome assembly.
UCAAAAAUGUCAACCGAAUGGGGAGCCGAUCUUAAUUUAAUUUCCAUUAAAUCUAUGAUAGAAUUUUAUAAAGAAGAAAAUGCUCGUCAAGAUGAAUAUUUGAAAAAAAUGAAGUUACUCUCCGAAGAUUCCAAAUUCGAUGUAACCAUUGACGAAAACAUCGAUAAACUAAUCGAUGUAUUGGAAAUUCAAUACGAUGAAAAAAAUUCCAAAGUUUCCACGAAACCACAUAAUUAUUUCUCGAGAUUAACGACUAGUCUGAAAAUGUACAAACACAUGAACAAAAAGCUUUCCGAGGAUAUAAAUACAGCAGAAAUGGAAUUAAAAUUAGGUAGGGAAAAAUUAAAGGAACUCAAUUUCCAUUCGAGCAACACCAAUCAAUUACGUGCAAAAGUAACUCAAUAUGAUUUAACCAACUCGAAUUAUGAGAAAAAGUACCCCUGGCUUAAGGAUCCAUUGUUUGACAUGCAGAACUUAGACGAAGAAUGCAAGAAGUUACAAAAAUUGAAGAAAACUAAAGAGAAUUUGGAUAAAGAACUCAAACAGUAUUCAGAUCUCAAACCCGAUUUAAUCGAAGCUGCAGAACAAUUAACUCAAAUUCAGAAGGAACACAGCAAAUUUACUUUUUGA